Osmia bicornis bicornis is the source of this 783-nucleotide messenger RNA. RefSeq names its product protein yippee-like 5 (gene Yippee). The coding region runs from base 166 to 516 and encodes 116 amino acids. The transcript is spliced from 2 exons. The record is from RefSeq and is a predicted model, not a curated record. NCBI's taxonomy places the organism in Eukaryota, Metazoa, Arthropoda, Insecta, Hymenoptera, Megachilidae.
UAUAUGUAUUGUUGUUGCGUAGCGUAGUAUUAUGGCUGUAGGUGACAGCUACGUCAAAUUACAUGAUUUGUUUGUUUGUGAAAUCGGAGCAAAUCGAAGCUUAAUUUAACAGCUCGUUUAUAUCCUAUAUCGAAGCAUUUUGAAAGCAGUUAAUAAUAUUUCAGGAUGGGCGUAAUUUUCUUAGAACAUAUCGGAGGUACUCGUUUGUUCUCUUGUGCUUCUUGUGACACCAAUCUUACAAACAGAGGUCAGCUGAUAAGCACGCGUUUUACAGGCGCUACAGGACGUGCUUUUCUCUUUAACAAAGUCGUCAACUUAAAUUACAGCGAGGUACAGGAUAGAGUGAUGUUGACGGGUCGUCACAUGGUCCGAGAUGUCAGCUGCAAAAACUGUGAUGCUAAACUUGGGUGGGUGUAUGAAUUUGCAACAGACGACAAUCAACGAUAUAAGGAAGGUCGUGUCAUCCUGGAACGUGCUUUAGUCACAGAGAGCGAUGGAAUGGGCGAUAAUAUUUAAUUACCUCACUACAAGUAACACAUCUUAGGAUAAGAAUAUAUUAGUCAACAUAAAUCCAUUGUUCCAUUUCUCCAUUGUUAAUUUUGUGAAUUAUUCACUGAGCGUACGACAAUUUAUAUUUAAUAUUGAUUAUUUUUGUAAACAUUAAACAUACUUUAUCUCGUGGUAUUGUAUAUAUCUUUGAUGAUCUGCCACUUCUUUAUUUAACUUUUCAUUUGAACAUGUAUAUCGUAUUAAGCCUAAAUUGAAAUAAAGAUUUAGACCGUA